This is a messenger RNA of Saccharomyces kudriavzevii IFO 1802, 1932 nucleotides long. It is a transcript of the gene MON1, whose product is annotated as guanine nucleotide exchange factor MON1. Gene Ontology annotation, biological process: protein targeting to vacuole; vesicle-mediated transport. The transcript has a single exon. Bases 1 to 1932 code for a protein of 643 amino acids. The record is from RefSeq and is a predicted model, not a curated record. Gene Ontology annotation, cellular component: fungal-type vacuole membrane; Mon1-Ccz1 complex. NCBI's taxonomy places the organism in Eukaryota, Fungi, Ascomycota, Saccharomycetes, Saccharomycetales, Saccharomycetaceae.
AUGAAUCUCAAUGAAAACUAUCUGGACGCUGACGUACCGGAGAGAAAGCUGAAGCCUAGUAAAAGUGGCAAUUUUGAGGGAAUUCCCAUCGUGGCCCCAACGUCAGAGCCAACCACAUCGGUUAAUCUGGAUAAAACUUUUUUCACGAAGGCUCCUCUGGCAGUAUCGAUAUCUGAUGACCGUUCUAUGAGUAGAUCUACUUCUAUAAAUUCCUUGAAUACAGCAUAUUUAUCAUCAAGAAGAUCUCCUCUACGAGCGAUGAAGCUCCAAGCUAAAAACGAUCUAAUGUCAACUGAACUAACAAAUAGCAGUGGUAACAUAUCACAGCUGCCAAGCGUUCAAAAAAAGUAUGCUGAUCCCUAUUUGGACUCCGAGAAUGACAUUAGAAGUCGCCUGGCGGAAAGCAUAUACUCCAUGGAAACAUCUGUGAGGGGAUCGGAAAUACAAAGACGACCCUAUGUAAGCAACGAAAUUCCCAACGUAUUCAAAUUCUCUAAACCCAAUAAUGUCAAGGUGCCUAAUGAACAGGAAACUUAUGAUAAAAAUUUUCUCAUAUUUACAUCAGCGGGUAAACCAAUCUAUUGCAUGCAUGGCAAGGACGAGAAAAUUAUGUCGUACACUGGACUCGUCAAUACUGUGGUCAGUUAUUUCCAAGUCAAUGGGCCAUCGGAACUGAAAACCAUAUCCACUUUUGCCUCUGAUAAGAGGUUCACCUUUUUGGAUAAAUCACCCAUAUUAUUAAUGGCACAAUCCGAGAGAGGCGAAUCUUCAAACGAAUUGCUGAACCAGCUUGAUUUUCUAUAUUCCUACAUUCUUUCAUCACUGAGUGAACGGCAAUUAGUUAGGCUGUUCUCAAAAAGGGAAAAUUUCGAUUUAAGAAAUUACUUAGAAACUACAGAUUUUGAAAAUUUGGAUGAAAUCUGUUCACUGAUUUGUGAUAGAAUGUUUCCUUCCUUGCUAUUGAACUCAUUACAAUGCUUGCCAUUUCGUCAUUCUUCAAGAUUGAAAUUACAGAGCUUGAUUUUACAGCAGUUAGAGAAAAGACAAGAUAUUCCAAGGGGAACCCUAUUAUAUGGCCUAAUAAUCGCGCCUCAGAAUAAACUAUGCUGUGUUCUUCGACCCAAGGGUCAUACUCUGCACACUACAGAUUUGCAUCUUUUAUUUUGUUUGAUAUCUCAUCAAUUUCAGAACUUAGACGAAACCCAAGAACUUUGGGUUCCCAUAUGUUUCCCUAAAUUCAAUUCUAGUGGAUUUCUUUACUGUUAUAUUAAGUUCUUACCUAACGAUAGUAAUAGCAAUGAAAAAUCGGCAUUGGUGCUAAUAAGUGCACAGAAGGAUGCGUUCUUCUCACUGAAGUCGUUCAGUGACGAGCUAAUCGUUAAACUCGAAAGCGAAAGGAUAUUAAAGAAGAUAAAUGCAUCUAAAGGAUUCAAGCUAAGUGACAUACCGGCACCGAUGGUCCAUCAUUUCAUAUAUAAAUCCAAGCAAAACGUUCAAUAUGUUAUGCCUCAUUUUGAGAUCAACAGUAACAUUGCCAUGGAUUCAUCACAAGGAUUGGAGUAUGAAUUGAAAUUGAAGACAUACUACCAACAAUUGCAUGGUACGGUGGUUAGAGAUAAUGGUAACCUAUUGAGUAGGUCUAUAUUAAAUUUUGUGAAGUGGAGCUCCCAAGACAAUAAAGACAUGGCCAUAGACGAAACAAGAAUGCAGUUUUCUGAAUUGGAUGAGUACAUAAUUGGGAACUCCUCGUUCGAACAAGAAUCCGUGAACAUGCUAGGGAUGGCAUGGGUAACGCCCAAAUUUGAAUUAUAUUUGAUUGGUAAUAAUGGCGUUGUCGAUAAGAAAGUUUUAUUCAAGAGUGCGAGAAAAGUGGCCAACUGGUGUCAAAAAAACGAGUCGAGGUUGUUUAUAAGUGAAGGAGCCGUCUUUUGA